Eurytemora carolleeae is the source of this 1450-nucleotide messenger RNA. RefSeq names its product zinc finger protein 615-like. Lineage: Eukaryota; Metazoa; Arthropoda; Copepoda; Calanoida; Temoridae. The coding region runs from base 11 to 1261 and encodes 416 amino acids. Gene Ontology annotation, molecular function: RNA polymerase II cis-regulatory region sequence-specific DNA binding; DNA-binding transcription factor activity. Gene Ontology annotation, biological process: regulation of transcription by RNA polymerase II. The transcript is spliced from 6 exons. The record is from RefSeq and is a predicted model, not a curated record.
CAGAAAAAAAAUGAAAAUUGAAGAGUUUCGAAGUUGUCUGGUUCAUUUUAAGAACUUCCUCCAUGUUGAUGUAUCCCCCCUGAGUACGCUACUGAUUCUCAAGGAACAUAUGCCUUGGUUCAAAGUACAAAUGCUUUGUCAAGCUGACACAGACACGGAGAAUAUUCAAGCCCAUAUCUAUAUUCACGGUAUUCUAACGGAUGUGAAGAUUAUCAAAAAUAUGGAGGAUGCACAAAAUCUUGACAAGGCAAGAAUCAGAGUCUGUAAUGGUGUGGAUGAGAAGAAUGUUAAGGAUGGACUGGAUAUUAAACAACUUUUAAUUCAUCAAAACAACACAAACUUUUCUUAUAGAUCAAGGGACUGUAAACUUCAAGUCCAAGGAGGAAGUAUAUGUCCUCCAUGUUUUACAUUAAGAAAGUCUUAUCUAAAACCGAUUAAAGAACUGGUGCAAGAGAAACAAAAAAAGGGGGUGAAACUUCAUCGGAAUGCGUUGAAACAUGGCUGCCCUGAAACAGAUUGCGACGUAACGUUUCCUUGCAGGGUUACGUUAUCCAAACACGUUAAAUCAUGUCACGUGACAAUGUUCAAAUGUGAUUGGCAGGAAUGUUGUAAACAUUUUGGUUCACAAAACGCACUAGACACUCAUAUGAAAAGGCAUCUGAAAGAGUUUUCCUAUUUUUGUACAAAUUGUGAUAAAGGAUUUGUGACCGGAAAAGAAUUAAAACUCCAUCAGAUUUUUCAUAAAGACGAAAAGGAGUUCUCUUGUGAUAUCUGCGAGAAAAAGUUUUCCAGGAAACAAGGACUCAUAACUCACAUGACUUUACAUUUAGGAACGAAAAGUUUCGUAUGUAACACCUGUGGCAAUGCAUUUACAAGGCUGGCGCACUUGAAGACACACCAAAAUCGGCAACAUGGAGGAACUAAGAAGUUCGCUUGUAAUAAAUGUGAUAAAUCUUUUUAUGUCAAACAGCAAUUAGAAAGACAUCAACGGGUACAUACUGGUGAAAAACCGCACUCUUGUACUGUAUGCCAAAAAGGUUUUUCUCGUUCUCACCACUUGACAAAGCAUAUGAAAAGAGUGCAUGAAGAUGGUAAACGGAAAGAGUAUGAUGUGGAUGAUACUAUUGUACAAUACGAUAUCCCCUCUCCAUCCCAGACUCUUGUUAUUCAUACCUCAUCCCUUCCUGAACAACCAACUGAAAACCAGGGUUCUCCGCUCCCUUCCUCAGUAUACUAUCUUUGUAUGCAGUCAAUGCAGUAGAGAACACAAUUUUCGGAAAUGAAGACCAUGAAUGUUAAGGAGUUUCAUGCAAUAAAAAUUAUGUGUUUGACCUCAGUGAAGUAUGGAAAUUAAAAAAAAAAAAAAAUUUAUUGGUUAAAUUGUGAUUCCUCUUCAACAAUGUUUUAUUUGAAUAAAAACAUUAUGAUCUCGCUGGCAACUAAUUUCAGA